Molecule: messenger RNA, 1749 nt
Organism: Trypanosoma rangeli
Lineage: Eukaryota; Euglenozoa; Kinetoplastea; Trypanosomatida; Trypanosomatidae
Exons: 1
Coding region: 1-1749 (582 amino acids)
Source: RefSeq, a predicted model, not a curated record
AUGCUUCACCAUUUGCCCAGGCAAGGGAAGGUGCGUGAAUGGAGUGCUGCGAGUGAGGACCGCAGCGCCUCGGAGGAGCGGGAGCACAUCCUGCAGCGACUCCCUGCCUCUGUUCAGGCGAUGCUGCUGCGGUCUAACCUCAAACUAACGGAGAGUGAGAUGCAAAGUAUUGCCUGCGCGACGGCUGAUCAGCGCUGCGAGGCACUUCGCAUGAUCUUUGAGGGUCAAUCGGCGGAGGAUGCGGUUUUUUUUCUGCUGAACCUAAGCUGCCGCAACACAACAUCACAGGCAACCAAGGUUGAUGCGUACCCCACUGCAGGAACUGCCACAGUGGGAGUGAUGGGCACCCCGCAGGCAGUGACGCCUCGUUCCAGUAGCUGCACGUUGGACGCUUCCCCCUCACCACAUCCCGAUCCAUUCCCUCGUGAGAGGCUCUUGAUGACGCAAGUGCUUUCUCCGCCUUCGUUGCGUUUUACGGCCAUGAACUAUUGCUACAUCACUGGGGAGAAGGAAUAUGGUGAGUGCGCCUCUUCAUCCUCGAGCGUGCCUUCACCGCACCCGCGUUCUCAGCCGGCACCUUCACAAGCACUAAGGGAAAUUAGAGUAAACACUGCCGCCUUUCCAGCAGCAAUUAAUGCGGCGAAGGGGGUUUCAAAUCCGAUCCUAGUAAAAGCGAAGAAGUCCCCGAGUCCUUGCGUGGUAGCGCACCCUCAGCGAGGUUGCGAGAGAACUGCUUCGGGAGACGCUAAGGAGGCGGCAAUAAAGAGCGUCAGACCGGAAUUCCUACCAGUUUCCACAUGUCCAACUUCAACGGCAUGCUCGGCAUGGAAUGAACACUACCAGACAUUUAUUGUACAUCCCAAUCAAUUGAAGCGACUUGAAGAAUUAGAGAAGCACAUAACACCCCCAAAAAUUAUAUGUCCCCGAAAUGAUAGGGCUUUUCGUCGCCUGAAAACAGAUGUUUGUCGGCCGUUCACACUUUCAGGCACCACCUCUGCGACGACACCGCCUUCCCCUUUAUGGAUAUUUCAUCAAAAAGGCGUUGCCGAUUCCAGAGGAGGUGUUUCACCUGUUACACCACGAAUACGCAAUACGUACUACCCCGCAGGUAAUAAAGACGCUGUCUCUUCGGCCCCAUGUGUGCCGCCAUUGAAGGCUCUGAAGAGCACAACAGUGAAAGAAGAUGUCUUUACUCGUUUGUACACCAAUACCCCUUUGCGAGGAACUUCGAGAGCGGCAGUGGCACUGGGGGGAACGUCUAAGGCGGUCGCAAAUGAGAAAGCGACAACGCCGCGUAGUGCCAAAGUUAGGCGCACUUCAUCUUGUUACAGUUGGCAUACUUUGGCCCAGAACGGUGAGGGUGUGAAUACGUGUCCGACGUGGCGGCCAACAUGCCGGUCUACAACUUCUCAUGCCUACUGCCAUCAUCUUACAUUCACAGGGACGCUUUCUGCACGAAGCCACAAUGGCGCCUUAACGAAUGUGGUUGCACCGUGGAAAAAGCCAUCUAAGAUGAGUGUUGUUUCGUCCCGUGAAGGUGCUUUACAAUCAAUCCCGGGAAAUGCCACUGCAAUUAACCAACAGCCUGGCUUUGCUCAAACCUCAGCAUGGAGUGACCGUCAUAAAUCGCGCGGUGUGUAUAAUUCAGGAUUCACCAUGCAGCUAACUCAGCAGCGUGAUGUCAAAUACUCUGCUUUCAUCACGGCGAAUAGGCUGAAACGUUCCGCAACUGCAACCACAGGGCGUUGA